Molecule: messenger RNA, 2420 nt
Organism: Felis catus (domestic cat)
Lineage: Eukaryota; Metazoa; Chordata; Mammalia; Carnivora; Felidae
Gene: ODAD4
Product: outer dynein arm docking complex subunit 4
Exons: 12
Coding region: 172-2235 (687 amino acids)
Cellular component (GO): cytoplasm
Molecular function (GO): protein binding
Source: RefSeq, a predicted model, not a curated record
CACUGGAAGCGGUUGUCCCGGGGACUCCCGCCCCUAAGGGGCGAGGGGAGGGGCCGGAAGCACCUCUGCGCUUCCCGGUUGCUAGGAGACGGGGCUUCUACACGCCACACACAGGUUCUCCGGCUUCUUUUCCUCCCUUUCUCUGCUUCAGCGUCACCGCAUGCGGUCACCAUGUCGGACCCAGAAGCUGACACCUUGCGAAGCACCUUUCCCUCUUACAUGGCGGAAGGCGAGCGGUUGUAUCUGUGCGGGGAGUUCUCUAAAGCUGCCCAGAGCUUCAGCAAUGCUCUUCACCUUCAGAAUGGAGAUAAGAACUGCCUGGUUGCCCGGUCCAAAUGCUUCCUGAAGAUGGGAGAGUUGGAGAAAUCCCUGCAGGAUGCUGAGGCUUCACUCCAGGGUGACCCGACUUUCUGUAAGGGGAUUUUACAAAAGGCUGAGACCUUGUACACCAUGGGGGACUUUGAGUUUGCGCUGGUGUUCUAUCAUCGAGGCUACAAGCUGCGGCCUGACCGAGAAUUCAAAGUUGGAAUUCAGAAAGCCCAGGAAGCCAUCAACAACUCAGUGGGAAGUCCUUCUUCAAUUAAGCUGAAGAACAAAGGGGACGUCUCCUUCUUGAGCAAGCAGGCUGAGAGUAUGAAAGCCCAGCAGAAGCCUCAUCCCAUGAGACACCUCGUACACCACCCCAAGAUAGAGUCCAAGCGGAAGGGCUCGUUGAAGAGUGAGAAGAUUGUCCGCCAGCUCCUGGGCGAGCUCUACGUGGACAAGGAGUAUCUGGAGAAGCUCCUUUUGGAUGAAGACCUGAUCAAAGGCACCAUCAAGCACGGCCUGACCGUGGAGGACCUCAUCAUGACAGGCAUCAACUACCUGGACACCCGCAGUAACUUCUGGAGACAGCAGAAGCCCAUCUAUGCCAGGGAGCGGGACCGGAAGCUGAUGCAAGAGAAAUGGCUGCGAGACCGCAAACGGCAGCCCUCACAGACAGCCCGCUACAUCCUCAAGAGCCUCGAGGACAUUGACAUGUUGCUGAGCAGCGGCAAUGCCGAAGGGAGCCUUCAGAAGGCUGAGAAGGUGCUGAAGAAGGUGCUGGAAUGGAACAAAGAGGAGGUGCCCAACAAGGAUGAGCUGCUUGGAAACUUGUACAGCUGCAUAGGGAACGCCCAGAUUGAGCUGGGGCAGAUGGUCGCAGCCCUGCAGAGCCACCGGAAGGACCUGGAGAUCGCCAAGGAACAUGCCCUUCCUGAUGCUAAGUCAAGAGCCCUUGACAACAUCGGCAGGGUUUUUGCCAGAGUUGGGAAAUUCCAGCAAGCCAUCGACACGUGGGAGGAGAAGAUCCCGCUGGCAAAAACCACGCUGGAGAAGACCUGGCUGUUCCACGAGAUCGGCCGCUGCUACUUGGAGCUGGACCAGGCCUGGCAGGCCCAGCAUUACGGCGAGAAGUCCCAGCAGUGUGCUGAGGAAGAAGGGGACAUCGAGUGGCAGCUGAACGCCAGCGUUCUGGUGGCACAGGCACAAGUCAAGCUGAGAGACUUCGAGUCGGCCGUGAGCAACUUUGAGAAGGCCCUGGAGAGAGCGAAGCUGGUUCAUAACAACGAGGCGCAGCAAGCCAUCAUCAGCGCCUUGGAUGAUGCCAACAAGGGCAUCAUUGAAGAGCUGAAGAAAACGAACUACAGGGAGACACUGAAAGAAAAGAGGGAGAAAGAAGAGGCCAUUGCACUGGAAAAUAAGAUCAUGAUGGUAAGGGAGAAGGAAACAAUGAGAAGAGAAAGAAACGGGCCUGAGAAGGUGAUGAAGCACUGGGAACGAGAGCCAGUUGAGAACGAGGAAGAGACAGAAGACAAGUUGUCUCAGGAGAUUCUGAGGAUCACAGCAACUGGACAAGAAGAAAACGGGCAGACGGAAGUAGGGGGAGCCCGUUCCUUUCAGAGAACAGGGCUGGGAGCCACGGGCCAAGAUUCAAGAGACGUUGCCAAGAAAGCAUCUGGAGAAGCAGGCGCAGAAAGAGCGGGAAACGUGAGCAGAAGGGAAUCGAGAGAAAUUUACAGGAGGCCUUCAGAGCUGGACCAGAAACUCUCAGGGGACUUAAGCGGAAAGGAGUCGGAGGGACUGGAGAGGAAAGUUUCCGAAGCCAGCAGAAAAGAGUCAGAAGUAGAGCAAACGGAACUGGGAGGAACAGCAGAAAUGACCACAGCAGAAGAUGCUGAAGAAAUGGGAAAAGAUGAAAAAGCAGAUGAAUGAAGCAGUCAGCAGCUGGCAUUAGAAUCAGGGGGCUUGUGUUCCCAGGGGCUGUGGGGAUCUUAAACUGGACUUUCGAGCUGAGAUUUGUCUUUAACGGGAGAACGUGGGGCCUAGGCUCCGCAGGUCACUUCUGCCUAAUUCUGUUACUGUUUUCCCUUUAAAUAGAUACCUUUCAUUCUUGCAAA